Messenger RNA from Gongylonema pulchrum, 207 nucleotides. The record is from the annotation of a GenBank genome assembly. NCBI's taxonomy places the organism in Eukaryota, Metazoa, Nematoda, Chromadorea, Rhabditida, Gongylonematidae.
AUGCCAGAAGAGGAAGUGAAACGGACUUUUGACGAUCCAAGUGAAAUUGAGAGGUCUACAAAGGGAGAUACAUCGACGAAAACGGAGGGAUGCGGAAGACACGCCGUUUUUGGCUUCUCCAUUUCACCAGACUCACAGAUGGAUGUGAAAAUGAAAAUCCACGGUUGUAGGGCUAUCUCUGCGCCAUUCAAGAAGAAUUGCUUGUGA